CGUCUCGAAGACUUGCGACGAUGGAAGCACUCAUCGGUCAAGUCCAUCUGCCGGCGGACAUCCAGAGCAUGUCGGAGCGGGACUUCCUUGCAAAGACCAACGUCGAGCUCGCCUUUGGCCUGACGCGCGACGAAGCCAUUGCUCGGCGGCUUUUGCACGGCGUCAACCGCGUGACGCCACCCGUAAACUGUCCAUCGUGGGUCUGCUGCCUGCUGCCAUGUAUUCUCCGGACAGAGACAAUGCGACUAUACACGGCCAACUGCCCGAAGGAGGUUACCGUCGUUCGCAGUGGCAAAAAGCUCUGCAUGGACGCCGCCAGCCUCGUCUUUGGCGACGUUGUCAUGUUUAAAGCUGGAGACGUCAUCGCAGCCGACUGCAGACUCUUGGAAUGCUCCGAAGAUUUUACGGUGGAGAUGAGUAGCCUGGCCAACGAACGCAACCCGCGGGUCGGCACCACCGAAUGCACCGACAAGGAUCAGGGCAUAUUGAGCCGCAACAUGGUGUUCAUGUCGACGACUAUCAUCAAAGGUGACGGCGUUGGCGUCGUCGUGGCCACAGGAGACAACACCAUCUGGGGCCAGCUCAUCUCGAACAACACGUGGCCGGCGGACGCAGCACAGUCAUCUGAGUCGGAUCGCUUCAUUGCGAAUAAGGUCUAGCAGCAAAUUUGCUUUACUACCUUAUGAACGAGACAAUCAACUAUGUGUGUCGUGAAUGUG
Messenger RNA from Saprolegnia diclina VS20, 719 nucleotides. RefSeq lists its product as hypothetical. The transcript is spliced from 5 exons. The coding region runs from base 21 to 659 and encodes 212 amino acids. NCBI's taxonomy places the organism in Eukaryota, Oomycota, Saprolegniomycetes, Saprolegniales, Saprolegniaceae. The record is from RefSeq and is a predicted model, not a curated record.